Messenger RNA from Amorphotheca resinae ATCC 22711, 1410 nucleotides. RefSeq lists its product as hypothetical. The record is from RefSeq and is a predicted model, not a curated record. Gene Ontology annotation, molecular function: FAD binding. Bases 1 to 1410 code for a protein of 469 amino acids. NCBI's taxonomy places the organism in Eukaryota, Fungi, Ascomycota, Leotiomycetes, Helotiales, Amorphothecaceae. The transcript has 4 exons.
AUGGGGUCAACUUGCGCCUGUAACAUUUUGUCGUUUCUAUUCAGAGAUAAUGUUCUACAUCCCGGUUCAGCUGAAUACAACACCCAAGCUACCGCCUACUUCGACCUCAGAGAGGACCUUUCUCCAAAGUGUGUUUUUGUUCCAACCUCCGAGAACGAUCUCGCGAAGGGCGUUGUCACUCUCGAUAUCUGCCAAUCUCAAUUCGCAAUUCGAGGAGGUGGCCAUAUGCCGGUUCCUGGUGCAGCAAAUACCGAUGGAGGUGUCUUAAUUGCGUUGAGCGCUUUCACAAACAUCACCAUAGCUGCUGAUCACAAGAGCGUCCAAGCUGGACCUGCUCUAAACUGGUAUGACUUAUACUCAGCUCUUGAACCGUAUGGUCUCAUUGCGAUUGGUGGGCGCCUCAAAACCAUAGGUAUUGCGGGCUUGUCGAUCGGGGGAGGUAUCUCUUACUUCAGUGCUAAGUAUGGGUUUGCCAUGGACAAUAUCAUUGCGUAUGAUGUUGUACUUGCUAGUGGCCAAGUCGUGACUGCAACGGCAACAAGCCACUCCGAUUUAUUUUGGGCGCUGAAAGGAGGCGGAAGCAACUUCGGGAUUGUGACCAAGUUCACCUUCGCCACGUAUGAGGCUCCUUUGGUCAGCACCAUGAUCGGUUAUUUCGGGGAGCCCACUGUUCCUGAGUUCAUCCAAGCAGUUUACGACCUUGCCAUUUACCAGGACCAAGUCGACACUGGGGCAGGUGGGGUCUUUUAUGUAGGCUAUGCUGCAGCCACUGGGAUGCAACCACUAACUCUGGCUGCUCAAAUCGGCAAUGAGACCAAACCUGCUGUGUUUGAGAACUUCACUGCCAUCCCCAGCGAGUUUUCCUCCUAUAAUGUUAUGACUCUGGCUCAAUGGACCGGCUCUCUCGACACACCCUUUCAAGCCUCCAGGAAUCUCUUUGGCGCGCACAGUAUCGUCGCCGACAAUGAAACCAUGCAAUCUAUGUAUGCAGCGUACAAGAUCGCAACUGCUGAAAUGGCCGAUGUCCCAGGCUUCAUCGCGGAGCUUCUUUUCCAACCAAUCCCCAAGAGCGCCAACACCAUUGCCGCAACUAACGGAAUCGGUAACACCUGGGGAAUGGACGACAGCAAAGCCUAUAUCUACUGGGGCGUCUUCACAGCAUGGUCCAACGCCGCAGACGACGAGAAAGUGAAAACCUGGUCCGAGAAUUUCGUGGAGCAGCUCCACGCCGCCAACGUGGCUGCCGGCACGGCCAUCGAUUUCAUGUACUUGAACGAUUGUAGCGAUGACCAGAAACCGUUUACUGGGCUGCCGCCGGCGAACCUGGCGAAGCUGAAGGCUAUCCGUGCCAAGUAUGACCCGACGCUUGUUUUUAAGAGGUUGAGCACUGGUGGAUAUAAGCUGGAUUGA